This is a messenger RNA of Diospyros lotus (date-plum), 1859 nucleotides long. RefSeq names its product dihydropyrimidine dehydrogenase (NADP(+)), chloroplastic. The record is from RefSeq and is a predicted model, not a curated record. The transcript is spliced from 7 exons. Gene Ontology annotation, molecular function: uracil binding; iron-sulfur cluster binding; NADP binding. Gene Ontology annotation, cellular component: cytoplasm. Gene Ontology annotation, biological process: thymine catabolic process; uracil catabolic process. Lineage: Eukaryota; Viridiplantae; Streptophyta; Magnoliopsida; Ericales; Ebenaceae. The coding region runs from base 279 to 1556 and encodes 425 amino acids.
AUUUGAACACGAGAGCGAAUGAACUGCUAAUCAUCUUGACAGAGGUGGUGGUGGUUUUCGCAUGCGUUGAAAUCGGGAGGGUGGAUAACUCUUCAAUCAACCCGGAAUUCUUCGAAAUCGAACGCAAUCUUAUAAUAUUCAAACUGUAGACAAUGACGAAUUCGGCCUAUAGACUCCAACAAAGCCCGUACAACUACGAAUCCUCCUCUCAGAUUCCCAGAUAUUCAUCUUCUGUCUUCACCCCUCCAUAGAGAUUUUCAUUUCUUCAUCCCUCGUCCAUGGCGUCUCUCAGCUUCAGCUCUCAGAUCCGACCCCAAAACUCCUCCUGGGCCGAGCUCCGGUCGACGCCGAAACCGGGUUCCGGGAGGUGUGCCGGGAGAGUCGGCCUGAAAGUGUUCGCUUCCCAGGCCAGCGCCGAGCCCGAUCUUACCGUCACUGUCAAUGGGUUGAAGAUGCCGAACCCGUUCGUGAUAGGGUCGGGCCCGCCGGGGACCAACUACACCGUCAUGAAAAGGGCCUUUGAUGAAGGCUGGGGCGCCGUCAUCGCCAAAACAGUAUCACUGGAUGCUGCAAAAGUUGUAAAUGUUACUCCGCGGUAUGCUCGGCUUAGAGCAGGAGUAAAUGGUUCAGCUAAAGGGCAAAUUAUCGGUUGGGAGAAUAUUGAACUCAUAAGUGAUAGGCCUCUUGAAACCAUGUUGAAAGAGUUCAGGCAAUUGAAGGAAGAGUAUCCUGACCGGAUACUUAUUGCUUCUAUCAUGGAAGAGUACGACAAGGCUGCGUGGGAGGAACUCAUUGACCGGGUCGAGCAGACUGGAAUUGAUGCUCUUGAAAUCAAUUUCUCAUGCCCCCAUGGCAUGCCAGAGCGUAAAAUGGGUGCUGCAGUUGGGCAAGAUUGUGCACUUCUGGAGGAAGUUUGUGGAUGGAUUAAUGCCAAAGCCACUGUCCCUGUCUGGGCAAAAAUGACUCCAAAUAUUACUGACAUUACACAGCCAGCUAGGGUGGCUCUGAGAUCAGGAUGCGAAGGGGUAUCGGCCAUAAACACGAUCAUGAGUGUCAUGGGAAUCAACCUCAGUACCUUGCGCCCAGAGCCUUGCGUCGAGGGGUAUUCAACUCCGGGUGGCUAUUCUUGCAAGGCAGUUCAUCCUAUUGCACUUGCAAAAGUGAUGAAUAUUGCACAGAUGAUGAAGGCUGAGUUCGGAGACAAGGGUUACUCACUUUCUGGUAUUGGAGGUGUUGAGAAUGGUGGUGAUGCUGCUGAAUUUAUUCUUCUUGGGUCCAACACAGUUCAGGUUUGCACUGGCGUUAUGAUGCACGGCUAUGGUCUCGUUAAAAAGCUUUGCUCAGAGCUGCAGGAUUUCAUGAAGAUGCACAAUUUUUCAUCAAUAGAAGAUUUCAGAGGGGUUUCUCUUCCAUAUUUUACGACCCACAUGGAUUUGGUGAGGAGGCAACAAGAAGCAAUUCAACAGAGGAAAGCUGAGAGGAAAGGGUUGCAAUCAGAUAAAGACUGGACUGGAGAUGGGUUUGUGAAUGAAAGUGAAAGUAUGGUUUCCAACUGAUUUAUUGUGGCAGCCAGACUUCUUCCCCUUUUAUUUAUGUUGGAAGCUCUAUAGCUAGGUUUGAGCCGAAAGAGUGGACCAAAUGUUGAAAAAGCCAAGAUGACGAUCAAAUUGUUUGUUUAAGCUGGUUAAAAGGUGAUCCCAAGAUAAGGAAUUUUCAGCUCAUUCCUCAUGUGUAUGUAGUGUUUCCAGACAAUAAGUGGUUCUUCUUCCACAGGCAUUUCAGUAAUCAUCUGAACUGGAUUCUGUUUCAUGAUAAUGAAAUAUUAUAAAUGCGCUCCCUGUGCAGAAAGUUUCUCUCUA